GGGGGCGAGUGUAUACCCUAAAGGUAAAUCUUGGGCUUCGAGGCCCUUGUAGCCUCUGGUAAGGUGGCUUGAUGUGUGAGUGACUACGUGUGUAGCAAGGUAAACAGAAGUCUCCGUCUCUUUAUUUCCAGAUUAUGCUUUUUUAUACUAUCGUGUCUGAGAGCGCGAGAAGCAGAUUAUUUCAUCGGGAGAAGAUGGUGCUUGACAACUGCCUACAGCAGGGCAACUCCAAUCUGGCUCCGUUAUCGGUGCGGGCGGCCUUUUCCCUCUUCCCCCAAUCCAUCCGUCCCUCCAUGGCGCCAUCCAUCCCACCGUGAGGCCGUCGCAAGGCAGUUGGAGCAUGUCAGGUCGUAGCAGGCGAUAAAGGCAUCGUCUUACAUGAAGAAAGAUUAGGAAUGAUCAUAGGGAGACGCCCGUCUAAACAAUAAAACCCAAAUAAACAACAACAACCCCUUUCCACCUCCCUCCCCACCCAGAAAAUGUCCGACCCAUCCACAGCACCACCGCUCACACGGGCAUCAGUCGAGGCGGCGCACCGGCUGAUCGCGGGACAUGUGCACGAGACGCCGGUGGUGACGAGCUCGACACUAUCGCGGCUAGCAUCAACACAACGCACGCCUCAGGACCUGGCCGGCACGCCGUGGGCCGGCCGCGCGCCGGCCGCGCCCGUGCUGCGCCUGUACUUCAAGUGCGAGAACCUGCAGCGCGUCGGCGCGUUCAAGGCGCGCGGCGCGUUCCACGCCCUCGAGCGGCUCAAGCUGGACCCCGCGUGGGACCCGGCCAGGGGCGUCGUCACGCACAGCUCGGGCAAUCAUGCGCAGGCCCUGGCGCUCGCAGCGCGCUCCAACGGCAUCCCGGCGCACAUCGUGAUGCCGAGCAUCUCGGCGCCGGCCAAGAUCGCCGCCACGGCGGGCUACGGCGCCAACAUCAUCUUCAGCGGCAGCACGAGCGUCGAGCGCGAGGCCGUGACGGCGCGCGUCGUGGCCGAGACGGGCGCGCGGCUGGUGCCGCCGUACGACCACCCAGACAUAAUCCUCGGCCAAGGCACCGCAGGCCUGGAACUCCUCUCGCAAGCCACAUCACUCAUCCCCUCCCCCCAUAAAACCCUCAACGCAAUAAUCACACCGCUCGGCGGCGGGGGCCUACUCUCCGGCGUCGCGCUGGCAUGCAGCACGACGUCGACGCACGUGUUCGGGGCGGAGCCUUCUUACGAGGGCGCCGACGACGGGCGGCGGGGGUACUACGCUUCUCCGUUUCCCUCGCGGGUCGAGGCCGUGUCGUCGCUGACGGUGGCCGACGGGCUGCGGACGCCCGUGGGGCGGAUCCCCUUCUCCGUCAUCACGGGGCCGCGGCCGGGUGCUGCUGCUGUGGACACGGAAGCAGCGCAGGCAUCCAAGGAACAAGUAGGUCACGGUGGAGCAGGUCAAGGAGCCAACCCGUUCGGGCGCAUGGUGGCGGGCAUCUACAACGUGAGCGAGGACGAGAUCGGCGCGGCGCUGCGGCUGGUGUACGAGCGCAUGAAGCUAGUUGUGGAGCCGAGCGCCGUGGUCGGGCUGGCCGUGGCGCUGUAUAACGAGGACUUCCGGGCCAUGGUGGAGCGCGAGGCCGGGGCCGACGGCUGGGAUCUGGGGCUCAUCUUUAGUGGAGGCAACGUGAACCUCGACUCGCUGGGGAGGCUGUUCGGGAAGACCCAGCAGGCGUCAGGGACCUAAGCCUGGGGAGAGGAGAGAGACAGGCAGGACAGAAACACACUUGGACAGCCACGUGUUCCAAAAAACCUCCAAUUCACGACAUUCUGAAUAUAUAUACACGUUUCCACAGACCGCUCAAGUCCGGAAUUAAGAAUCGACAAAGCUGUUUUUAGGUUUCCGUUUUCCCCGGGUAUCCCGUCCCAGUACUAGUAGCCAGAGUGCGCCGCCUGCAAAGGAGAAGGCGGCACGACCUGCCGUUUACCAGGCCUCGACCUUGCCGGGAGUAU
Molecule: messenger RNA, 1978 nt
Organism: Lasiosphaeria miniovina
Lineage: Eukaryota; Fungi; Ascomycota; Sordariomycetes; Sordariales; Lasiosphaeriaceae
Product: serine racemase
Exons: 4
Coding region: 480-1712 (410 amino acids)
Biological process (GO): amino acid metabolic process
Molecular function (GO): L-serine ammonia-lyase activity; D-serine ammonia-lyase activity; threonine racemase activity
Source: RefSeq, a predicted model, not a curated record